This is a messenger RNA of Dictyostelium discoideum AX4, 726 nucleotides long. RefSeq lists its product as hypothetical. NCBI's taxonomy places the organism in Eukaryota, Evosea, Eumycetozoa, Dictyosteliales, Dictyosteliaceae. Bases 1 to 726 code for a protein of 241 amino acids. The record is from RefSeq and is a predicted model, not a curated record. The transcript has a single exon.
AUGGGACAUAAUUAUCAUCAUCAUCAUCAUCAUCAUAAAAGACAUAGUUGUUCAAAUUGUUGUAUUGGAAUUAAUACUAUAUUUUUUUUAAUAACAUUUAUAGCUGGAGCUGUUAUAACAGCAGCAAUAUUUGUACCAUCAGUAGAGUAUAAAGAUGGAUGGUUAAAGAUUAGUGCAUCAUUGGUGGAGAAACCAACUAUAUCAGCAUACUGUUCGAAUGAAACAUGUUCAGAAUAUACCAAUCAAGUUGAAUUUCCCUACUAUUUCUAUGACCAUGGUAGAACAUUCCCUUAUGAAUAUGAUAAUGGUGAUACACCAUUAGCUCAUAAAAACUCGACUGAACCUACAAAUGAAUGUACGACAACCUCCUCAUCAACUUAUCAAUGCUAUAAUACAUCUGUAACAUUCAAUUAUCAUAUAAACUCAACUUUUACAAAUACCGAUACCCUUUAUGUUCAAGGUAAUUGGGAAGAAGCUUACGAUUUCAAUGCGUACAUUACAAAUGCUACAUUCCCAUGUUGGGUAUCCACUUCAAACUCUUCAAAGGUUUCGAUUGUACCAAUUCCAAGAUAUUCACCUGGUGCUGCAAUUGCAAUCUCUGUUUUAUUCUCAUUUGCUUUAUUAUCUUUACUUUUAAUUUUAGUUUUAAUUUCAAUUCGUUGUUUCUGUAAACAAGUUCAUUUUGGUUAUAAUAAAGGUGAUUAUCAACCAAUUUCAAGUUUUUAA